Messenger RNA from Camellia sinensis, 1149 nucleotides. The record is from RefSeq and is a predicted model, not a curated record. Lineage: Eukaryota; Viridiplantae; Streptophyta; Magnoliopsida; Ericales; Theaceae.
AAACCCUCCGGUGAUACAAUCACAAAGGGGCAAUUGUCCCAUCCCAAGCCCUUCUCUCUCGGUUGUUCUUCUACUUUCCAUUGAAUUCAAUUCAAAAUCGUCCAAAAUCUCCUCUUUUCCUCUACUUUGAUUUCUCUGCGCGCCCAAAUAUACCUAGAUUGAUGUUUUGUCUUUUAUAUAUAUAUAUACACCCAUUAUAGUUAAUAUUUUGCUUCAUCAAUCUCUCUCUCUACCCAUCCAUCUAUCUUUGUCUCAAACAUGAGUAGUUCUAGGGUUUUGAUUCCCAACAAUGUUCGGAACAUGAUUCAAGAUAUCAGAGAGAUCACUGGGAAGCACAGUGAUGAAGAUAUAUACACUGUACUCAAGGACUGCAAUAUGGAUCCUAAUGAAACUGCUCAGAGGCUCCUGUAUCUUGACACAUUUCACGAGGUCAAAAGGAAACGUGACCCGAGAAAAGUGAAUUUGAACAACAGAGUCUACGAAGAAUCUAGGUGGACAACAGGAACACAGGGGCGAGGGGCUAGAGGUGGUCGGGUGAACUAUUCAUCUUCUUAUUUUUCUCACGGUGCUGGCGGUGGAAGGAAUGUGAGUGCUCGUAAGGAAAAUGGAGUCAGUCAUAGCAUGGAGAGAGGUUUUAAGCCCUCCCUGUCAGUUCCAGAAAAAACAAAAAAUAAUGCGAACCCUCAUGUCACAAAAUCUUCUACCAUUUCAGUCAAUGGGCCCACACAUGUUCCUGAUGGCAGUUCCAGUCAUGAACGUGGCACCCAAUCAUCUGCAUGUAUUAUUGGUGUUUACUCCUCUACUUCAGAUCCUGUGGUGGUGGCACCUCUCAAUUCCCAGAUCCCCAGCGUGGGGGCGAUCAAAUGUGAAAUAAACAGCCAAAGAAUUGCUGCAGAAUCUGGUGCCUUUAACCCUUCCGGGAAAAGAUCGAGUAAGCUAAAAGAAUCCCAGAUUCUUGAAAAGAAUCAGCCGUUGGAGCCUUCCAAAGGUACAAUUCUGUCAUCAUCACGUGUUACAUGUUUUUCUAGUAAUUUUAAACGGCGCAUUGUCCACGCCUUUUUAUUCCUUCGCUUGUGUGAUAUAUUGUGCCACGGACAUCAAAUACCCAAGCCUUUGUAUAAUUUGUUAUUUUGAUGACUAUAUUUCUUC